Messenger RNA from Phaedon cochleariae (mustard beetle), 3340 nucleotides. The record is from the annotation of a GenBank genome assembly. Lineage: Eukaryota; Metazoa; Arthropoda; Insecta; Coleoptera; Chrysomelidae.
AUAACAGUGAGUACAGGAAAAGUAGUGGGAGCCAAAACAAAAAAUGGAUAAUUCGAACAGAGUUGGUGAAAAUGGAUGUGUUAUCGUCGAUAUCAGUGAUGAUGAUGAUCGAUCUGCCAAACUUGAUGGUUUGAGAGGAUCUUCAUCAACUAUAUCUGCUGUGAAUGAAGACAUAAUUGGCAAAACAUACGUUGCUGAAAAUUUUGCAAAGCAAACUACUAGAAGAAAAAGUACAGAUAGUGACAAUGGGAAGGAAAGUGAUAGCGAUAAAGAUAGAGAAGAUGACGAAAGUGGCAAAGAAGAAACCAGAGGAAAAGAAAGAAAGGAGGAUUUUGACGAAGCAGAUGGACCAAGGAGGAAAAAAUCAACGUACGAAGAGCCAGACGAUGUGCCAAUGGUAACUGACAUUGAUGCCACUGAGGAACAGGCUUUGAAAAAACCGUCCAAUAGUUACGCAGCUAAAAAGACAGUAGCACAAGGUAUGAUGGACAUAGCCCUGAUCACAGCCAACGCCAACCAGCUACGCUACAUGGUGGAAUUCAACAGGCAGAGUCCCACCUACUACUUCACCCUGAUCCUGAUCUCAGUAUCCCUGUUCCUGCAAGUCGUGAUCGGCAUGGCCCUGAUCAUCAAGGGUCGCCUGGACAUCCGGGGGAGGUCCAAGAACGCGCUGGCCAAGAGCAUUAACAAUUACGUCAUCAUCGGGGUGUUUCUGGUGACGAUUAUCAACGUCUUCAUCGCCAGUUUCACUGUCACUGUCAGCAGUUCGUCUGUAUCUGCGGUGAAGGUGACUACCUUACCGACCGUCGGGGGAUAAACAAAUCUUCUUUGUGACGUCCAGUGUUGUUUUUGUCAGAGACUGAAUUAUAUGUGGCAUCGUCGGCUGAAGGAUAAAAUGAACUGCUCAACCAUUGUCGUAGAUGACAACCUAGUCAUAGGUAGUUAGUAUGCGAGAGCUAUAGUACCUCCUUGCACUAGGUCACCUACUAGGUUUUAAUUUAGAUGGACAAUGACUCAACUAUCAGAACGUAAAAUCAACAUUUUUCAAUCAGUUUAACCAUACAUGUUGACUGCACCAAUUCUUUCGGCAACCGUCCGGGAAAAACUCACUUUCCGGACACUUUUUCAUUGAGAAAGUAGCAUUUUUUCGUUGUUGUCACUGUAACUCAUAUACGUAUUAAUAAACAAUACGGAUCAUAACGGGUGCCAGGAUGAAGCCAAAAAUAUGAAACAAAUGAAUAUCCAUAAGGAUUUGGUGGCAUGAUACGCAUGCGCUAUUAUAGUAGUCAUCAAAGACAUGCGUUUCGGUGGACAAUGACGUUUACUAGCCUUUCAAUCAAAGCAGUAUGUGUCUGAUCGUUUCAAAAGGUCAUGACAUUCUGUUGUUUUUGUUUACGUUUCGCGAACAUGUUUAUUAGCGAUUUUCCAUCAGUGGUAUCCAUAGAUUUCGAUAAAUUCAGUGAUUUCAGGGUGUUUAAAAAGAUAUAAUUGUUCAUUUAUUAUCAGUGUAUGAAUAGACCAGAACUGUUUCAUGUGAAAUUGUAUAUGUACUUAUCUAGGAAUGCAUCAUAUCAAUAAUGGUUCAUUUAUGCUAUUCCUGAUUUUUAAAUUGAAAAGCGAGUACCUACUGAGGCAAUGGGAUAAUGAAAAUGGGAUGAACAUAUCAUAGGGAAACCAAAUGUAAGUAUUAGCAUUUGAUAUUCUCAAGGGUAAUUUUGUAACACUUCAUCAUUUGAAAAACUUACCUACCAAGAUAAUGAAGACCUGUGGACAAAAAUAAAUAAAUGAUUCCAUUCUUUCAGAAUUUAUAUUUUCACUAGCAUGUCCUGUAUCAUUCAUAAUCAUUAAAUCAUCCUGAAAUAAUGAAUUAUAUCCCGAAAAUCCUAAUAAUAAAACAUAAACAUAGUCCAUAAAUGUCAUGUCACUCAUGUCAAAAUAUUCAAAAUAAUGAGUUAGGUUAGAAUGAAUGAGAAUGAUUGUCAUUUGAACUCGCGUAUUUGAUCAUGCGCAGUAUCUCACUUUUCCUUAUGGAUAGUCAUUUGUCUUCAAAAAUCGGCUUCAUGUUUCGCUAUGGAAACAGAUAGAGAUUAUCCGUAUUGAUUAUUAAUACGUAUAUGCUGUAACUAUGAAAUUGUUGGUAGAUUAGGUUUUGAUAAAUGCAGAUGAUAAUUACCAUAGCAGCAAAAUAUCGACCGACAGCUAUUUGACAUGAAAUAAGUGGACAUCUGGAUUUUUGAAAGUUUCGUUGCAAUUAUGGUAAGAAACUAUCGAAAGCAGUAGCGAUAGUGAGUUUGAAAAUGUCCAUUCGAAAUUUCCAAUGUAGCAGUUAGAAGGUAGGUACAGGUAUUCUUUUCAAAUUCCAGUGUUCGAUACAAAUAAGAAUUAUAAUGAAGAAGAAAUUGUAUUCCACCAAGAAAAAUAAUAUGGAGAUGUGUCUCAUUGAAUCCUUAUUCUACAUAUGGUUGCUGAAAAAAUGGUGAACGCAACACGUCCAAAAACAAUUUUCUUGGACUCGCAGUAGAAUUUUGUCUACUCGUCCAAAAAAACAGUAUUUUCUGGACAUGUUACGUAAAUUACUAUUCAAUUGACUAUCGAACCAAUUCAAAUUUAUCUCUCCAGAAUGAGAUUAUACAGGAUGAUAAUCAAAGAUGUGCAGUUUUUCAUGAGCUUCCCGUGCAGAAAGGAACAUUUUCUAAUUUUUUUAGGUGAAGAACAUAUCGCACUAUCGAAACGGUUCUGAAAUUUUUGGAAUUGUCACACUCAUUUACUGAUAUAUGAAUAUUUACUUAAGAUAAUGCAUAAUUUGAUGCUUCUUGUCAUUCUGGUUCAAACAGUGGUCAAGAAUCGUGGAAUAAUGCAUGAUUGACAUAUUCAUUGAUACAUGGGGCUCUUCGAGGAACAAUCUUGCAGAAAAGAGAUGGUGCAAUAUGUUUUCACAUCAGAAAAUAUCAGGAAAAUCUCUCUUCCAAACGGGAAACUUUUUAAUUUUUUGAAAAUUUGUACGGCUCAGAAUAAUCAUUUCCAUAUAUUUUUGAUAGUUGAUGAAACGAACAUUCAGAAACUGUAAAUUAAUUGAAAAUCGGUUGAAGCAUUCGAAAACUUAGCAUUCGAAAACUUCGAUUUUACGUUCCAAGCGUUCAGCAGUUCAUUAUCACAUCAAUGUAAAACAGCUUUUAAUCUGUACUUUCACUCGGAAUUGUCAUACAUGUAAUGAAUUUUUUUCUGUGAUUUCCAUUUUUUGUCGGAACUGAUGGGUUGUAUCUGCACAUUUCAAUUCAUUUGGCAAUUUGUUGUAAGCUGUAAUUCUCAUAUUAAAAAUGCUUCUUUUAGUGCUCAUGAG